UUGGUUAAUGGCCCUCCUGCAGCGGACGUUUGGCUGUGAUCAAUGGGCAGCACACGACCCUCUCCACGCCCCCGGAGACGCACGGCGCGCUCUCGUGUCUCCCAUCUCCAUAAAUCCACCCAUCAAAACAGUGGAGAAAGUUGAACUGCUGGGACUUUGCUGAAAGUUUAACACAGUGAUGCCGCCGAGUAAAAGCUUCUUCGCGCCCUUCAUCUCCGUGGCUCCACCGGGGCCAGAGCGCUCCAGACGCGGCUGCGACCACCGCGACGCUCCGUGCGCCGUCGUGGAGCUCCGGCUGGGCCCCGCCGGCGGCGCGCUGCACUACAUCCAGCCGGACAAGUGCACUCUGGAGCGGGCGCAGAGACGGAGACGCCUGGCUGCCAACGCCCGGGAGAGGAGGAGGAUGCUGGGGCUCAACGUCGCCUUCGACCGGCUGCGGAGCGUCAUCCCCAACCUGGAGAGCGAGAAGAAGCUCUCCAAGUCGGAGACGCUGCAGAUGGCACAGAUUUACAUCUCCACCCUCAGCGAGCUGCUGGAGGAGGAGGGCCCCUGUGGAGCCACGGCACCGACCUGCGCAACGAGACCCCCGGGGGCCACUGCUGCUGCUGCCGGAGAGCCGUCGGGCCAAGUCCGGGACUUUGACACCGGGAAGAGCAGCGGAGGCCCGGCGCGCACAGAGGAGAGGAGUUAUAGCGAGGACACGUGGGGGAGGACGAGCGGGAACAAAUGA
Anoplopoma fimbria (sablefish) is the source of this 730-nucleotide messenger RNA. RefSeq names its product atonal bHLH transcription factor 1c (gene atoh1c). The transcript has a single exon. NCBI's taxonomy places the organism in Eukaryota, Metazoa, Chordata, Actinopteri, Perciformes, Anoplopomatidae. Gene Ontology annotation, molecular function: protein dimerization activity. The record is from RefSeq and is a predicted model, not a curated record. The coding region runs from base 179 to 730 and encodes 183 amino acids.